This is a messenger RNA of Clunio marinus, 249 nucleotides long. NCBI's taxonomy places the organism in Eukaryota, Metazoa, Arthropoda, Insecta, Diptera, Chironomidae. The record is from the annotation of a GenBank genome assembly.
AUGACAAAGCAAAGCAUCCAAUUAUAUAAUAAUUAUCUAUCGAAUUAUAAUUUCAUUGAAGUGCCUGAAGCUAAAGCUUUGAUUUUCAUAUCUAAUUAUAAUUUUUGCUUACCAAUGAGUGGUCAAAAUCAUAUUGAACAUGCUUCAAGCAGUUCUCAUGAAAACAUGCAAUUUAUAAACGAAAAUCUAAAAGUUGUUGCUACGCACUCUUUAAAGCAACAAAGCAUGAAAGGAUUUAAAAUAAAUUAA